AAAAUAAAGAACAAAUUUUUAUCUUUUGGUUGUUUUGAACCCUUGAUUUCCUUUAAGGACGGAUAAAUGUAUUUUUGCGUUGAUUUUUCAAUAGAGGAGGAAUUAACCCCUUCUCUUCAACUCAAUUUUUAUGUGUAUUUUUUUCAUAUUAUUUUACCGUUUUAUCCAUUUAAUCGAAACACAACCAUAUUGGAGACGAAUGUAUAGAGAAAUUAUAUAUUUGAUGAUUUUUGAGGGCCUUGAAAAUUUAGAUUUAGAAAUCACUUUGUCUUCUACCGAUUUAGUCUUCUUUUGCGGUCGUGCCGGGGAAUACAAUGUAUCAGUCGGCAAGGGGGCAGGAAGGGUAUGUCAAGGUGAUAAUUGGGUUGUGUCAAAUUUGGGCGGGAAUCUUUGGUCUUUUUGGAUGGGUAAAUAUAUGUCUUGUACUUUCACUUCUCUUUCCAAUUGGCUGUUAAUGUCAUCAAUCUCAGCCCUUUUUCCACUUCAUGUAAUGUGAUUUUGUCUCCGGCAUCAGUUUUGUCAAGUCAGGCCUUGUCAGGCUAGUGAAUUUGAGUGAAUAUGCUGUUUAUUUAUCUGCUUUGAUUAUUUUGUUUGGUUUUUAUUUUUAAUUAAUGUGUCUUUCACAUACAUCUUUAAUAAAUUGAAUGUUUCUAGAACUCUUUUGCAUUUAGUGAUUGGAUUUUUUUCUUCCCUGUAUUAUUUGGUAGGAAGAAGUAAGAAGGCACAAAAUUAUACAGAGAUUUUGCUUUCAGUUAGCCUGUGUAAAAAUUCUGCUGGCUUUAUGUUAUUAGAGUUGGAUGCUUGCUUGACUGUGGUUAAGAGCUGGUUGAGAGCAUUGGCAUCCUCAUGCCCACAUCAUAUCUAGAUUCGCUUAACCCUGUCUCUCCCCAGUUGAAUGGUGGUUCGACUCAUGGAAGUGAACCUGAUGAAUUAAAUGUUGAAACAAUUAAGGCUGCUCAACUAAAGAAGUUAGGUCAUCAUACCAGAGAGUUCUUUUGGUUAGGCUCUCAAUGGACGUGCAAAAAGAAGCGGAAACAUUAUCAAGCUUUCCGUCGUAAUGGAGUAAAAGUCACGGUUAAUCAAUUUGUCCAUGUAUUGGCUGAGGAGAACAAAAGGCUCAUAGCUUAUUUGGAUGAUAUGUAUGAAGAUGCGAAGGGCAACAAGAUGGUUGUGGUACGAUGGUUUCAUAAAAUUGACGAGGUUGGUAUUGAUUUGCCUCACAAUUAUAAUGACAGAGAGAUUUUGUUUUCUCUUUGCCUUCAAGAUCUAAGCGUCGAAUGUAUAGAUGGAUUCGCGAUGGUUCUAUGUCCCCGACAUUAUGCCAAGUUUGUUUCCGGAGCCGAACAUGCUAUGCUGCAACCAUAUAUGUGUUGUCAGCAAUAUGACAGUGAUGAUCUCAAGCCUCUAGACAUAACUCAAGUGAAAGGUUAUUGGAAACAGGAUGUAGUUAGAUAUAUGUUUGCUUUUUCUUCAGAAAGGGCUCUGGAGAAUACAUGUUUGCCAGAGGAUCCCUGGAAAAAAGAAGAUAUCAGUGCUUUCAAUGGGUGUAAACCAAGAAAGAGACUGCGUUUAUCAAGAGAGGUCAGAGUCGACUUGCAAGGUGUUCAACACAUGGCUGUAGGCUCAGUGAUUGAGGUGGCUGUGGACUCAGUGGUUGAGGUGUUGUCACAGGAUAGUGGGAUGAGGGGUUGUUGGUUUAGAGCAACUAUCAUCAAGAAGCACAAGAACAAAGUUAAGCUGCGUUAUCAUGACAUCAAGGAUGGAGAAAAUGAAGCUAAUUGUCUUGAGGAAUGGGUCUUAGCUUCUCGUAUUGCUGUUAAUGAUGCAAUGAAUCUCCGACUUGAAGGUAGGACAACUAUCAGGCCAUCCGUAACACAUAAUGGCAAAGUCUCAUGGGUCAUCAACAGUGGCUCCAUUGUUGAUGCAUGGUGGCACAAUGGUUGGUGGGAAGGUAUUGUUAUCCAGAAAGAAGCCAAUGGGAAAUUCCUAGUUUAUUUUCCAGGUGAACAGCGAGAAGCUCUCUUCUCCCGAAGUGAUUUGAGGCAUUCCCAAGAGUGGGUAAAGGGCGGUUGGAAAGAAUUAAGUGAAAGAGCAGAUGUUGCAGCGUCCAUAUUGUCUGGCCUUGUGAAAGAGGGAAGAUUUGGAAAGCAGGACAGUUACCAGCAUUUGCAAACUCUUGUUUCCAAACAUCCUGAAUAUGACGUGGGAAAGGGUUAUUCGUGUUGGACUAAAGAUUGUUCUAAUAAGUUGCGUAUAGAUACAUGGUACAAAAAGGCGAAGAACUCAACUGUAACUGAUCUUUCUAAAGAUGAUUACCUUUCACAGUUAAAAUGGGAGUCAUCGUGUAAAAGAAAGCGCAGUGGGUUUGUUGUUCCGAAGCUACAGCCUCGUAGGAGAUUGUCUAGUGAGAUUAAUCAUGAAAAGAGAUCGUCUUGUGAAAAAUAUCAAGAGUUCCUGACACCUUCGACCUUGAAAGUUGAAAAAGAGCGUCGUAACUCUGUUAAGGUUGAUCUGGACAACUGCAAGUACAUAACAGAUGCUCUCUUCACCCCAUCUGUAGUGCCGUCUUUAACCAGCCUCGUUAUGUCCAGAUGAUUGUUUUCUCACCUUUAACUGGGCUGUAUUAUGUAGCUUUAUACUCUGGAAAUGAGGUGGGGUUGUCAUCCUUGUGUAGAUUCACCAUGUCUUUUCUCUCCUUAACUACAAAAGUGGUGAGGAAGUGGGUGGUGUUAUCCCAGAAGAUGGUGCAGCAAUGGAGUGUAAUAAAUCAUCUAACAAGGGCUCACAGGUGCGAAUUACUUCUGAAACUGACGGGCAAGGGCUCACAGGUGCGAAUUACUUCUGAAACUGACGGGCAAGGGCUCACAGGUGCGAAUUACUUCUGAAACUGAUGGGCAGUGCUCGAGUAAAAUUUAGAAUAACAAGUAGGAGUAUUUAUUUAGGUUGGUAGGAUUUUGGGUUUCCCCCCCUUUUUUGCUUUGAUUUUUUAUGUAGUCUUUAACCUCUGAAGGCUUAUGUUUUAUAUAUUGCCUAGGUGUCUUGUAGUUUUGUGUCUUGUAGUUUUGUAUAUCAGUGUUUAGGAAUAAAGAUCACACUACUUGUCUACUUGUAUUAUUUUGUAUUUUCUUCACUGAAAUGAAUGAUUUAUCGAAAUUGAGUGGUUUGACUGACCA
This is a messenger RNA of Spinacia oleracea (spinach), 3173 nucleotides long. RefSeq lists its product as uncharacterized. The transcript has 7 exons. Lineage: Eukaryota; Viridiplantae; Streptophyta; Magnoliopsida; Caryophyllales; Amaranthaceae. The record is from RefSeq and is a predicted model, not a curated record. Bases 847 to 2595 code for a protein of 582 amino acids. Gene Ontology annotation, molecular function: chromatin binding.